CAGUGUGAGUCGGGAAGCGUCGCUUACACGGCUGAAAGACUGAGGAAAGACCGCUAUUUGUAGAGCAGCUUUCAAAAUAAAUUUAGGCUUAUUCCAGAGCCUUUUAAGCACAGCGAGGAAUCGGCUUAGAGGAGCUGUUUGGAUGACCACAGCGUUGUAGCACGUGUCCAUCUUACGGAGAUGUGUUUGUGAGAGGUAGAAGCGGACAGCGCUGCACACGAAGCCGAGAUGAGCGUGAGCUCCGCGGCGUCCGGCGCGGUGCCCUGUCGCUUCGCCAACUACUUUGCCGUUUGUGGGAUAGACACAGCAACUGGACUGGAGCCAGACGAGUUAACAGCUUUGUACCAAUGGCUUGAAGCAGACCGCCAUGGCAAGGAUCAAUAUACAGCAGCCACAGGUGAAAACUCAGAGCAGAGUCCCCUGAAGAGGAAAUUCAAGUCCAAAGUUCUGGCCCACUACCCUAAGAAUAUUGAGUGGAACCCAUUCGACCAGGAUGCUGUCAAUAUGCUGUGUAUGCCUAAAGGACUGUUGUUCCAGACGCAGGCAGAUCCACGUGAUCCUCAGUUUCACUCCUUCAUCAUCACCAGGGAGGAUGGUUCUCGAACUUAUGGGUUCGUCCACACCUUCUAUGAGGAAGUUACAUGCCCGCAGAUCUGCUCUGCCAUGCAGACCCUCCAAGAGAUGCACAAUGCAGAGCAUGUCUCCACCAACCCCCAUUCCUCCUGCUCUUCCUCCUCCUCCAGCAUUGACUCUCUGACCAGCAGUUUAGACGAGGCUGAAUCCCCCCCCUUCUCAUCUAUCUUACCCUCAUCUCGGGCAGUAGGUGGCUAUGACUCGUCACGGGACACCCUCUAUGUGUCCAAAGCUUUGUGUCUAGUCACCACCAUGCCAUUCAUGUAUGCAUGCCGCAACUUCCUGUCACAGCUGCACAGGGCUGUUACAGCAGCCACUGCCCCCCCACUACCCCUUGAGAGCUACAUUCACAAUAUCCUAUAUGAGGUGCCACUGCCUGCCCCAGGCCGAACGCUCAAGUUCCACGGUGUUUAUGAGCCCAUCGUGUGCCAGAGGCCUGGGCUUGAGGAGCUGCCACUUGCUGACUUUCCCCUUUCAGAGGCUUUCAGCCUGCUGGGAGUCGAAAAUCUGGUCCAGGUGUUCACCUGCAACCUGCUGGAGAUGCAGAUCCUCCUCUGCUCACGGGACUACCAGCGGUUGAUGACAGUAGCAGAGGGCAUCACUACCCUGCUGUUUCCUUUUCAGUGGCAGCAUGUCUAUGUUCCUAUCCUGCCAGCCUCCCUCCUCCACUUCCUGGAUGCUCCUGUUCCCUACUUAAUGGGCCUGCAGUCAAAAGAAUGCACAGACCGCUCCACACUGGAACUUUCUCAGGAGGCCAACUUGUGUUUUGUGGACAUUGACAACCACUACAUAGAGCUUCCAGAGGAUUUACCCCAGUUCCCCAACAAGACUGAGUUAAUCCAGGAGCUCAGUGAGGUUCUGCUGAGCUUUGGAAUUUCUGCCAACAUAGGGGCCACGCCAAAAAGAACCCGUACCUGCUCCCCCGGAAAGCCCUCCACAUCCAACAGGGAGUGCAAGACUGUCACCCUUCAACAACUGGAGGACGAUGGGCAUAAUGGCAACCUGGCAGGGGAGGAGCUCACUAUGCUGGAGCUGCUGCAGGGAAAUGCCACCUUGGAGAGACUGCAUGCACUAACCAAACGCACCGGGGUGACAGUGGCCCGCGUGGAUGCUCUUAGGGCAAGCAUUAAAGCUCAGGGGAUUGACAGGCAAAGGGCCGCUGAGGAGGAGGAACUUAGGAAUGCCAAGCUGAAUGUCCAGCUGAGGGAAGUGUUUGCCAGCCGCUUCACAACCAUGUUUGCUGACUAUGAAGGAUUUGUCAUUCAGAGUGCGCCGGACCUGGAGUCCUGGCUCACCAACAGGGAGCAGAUGGACAAUUUCGAUAAGGCCUCAUUCCUCUCAGAUCAGCCUGAGCCUUACCUCCCCUUCCUCUCCCACUUCAUUGAGACGCAGAUGUUCGCCACCUUUAUUGAUAACAAAAUCAUGUCCCAGUGGGAGGAGAAAGAGCCACUGCUUCGUGUCUUUGAUGCGCGCAUCAACAAGGCUCGACUCUACAAUGUGCGUGCUCCCUGCCUACGAUCCUCCAACUACCAGAGAUGCUCCAUCCUUAGGGAGUCUGCUCAGGCCAUUGAGCAGCGGCUCAUGAAGAUUGACCACAUAGCCAUCCACCCCCACCUGCUGGACAUGAAGUUUGGUCAGGGCAAAUAUGAGCAGGGAUUCUUCCCCAAACUUCAAGCUGAUGUGCUGAACACUGUGCUGAUCAAUAGCAAGUGGUUUCAUAGCACAGCGUCAGCACAGCGAAGGAAAGACCACAAUGCACAUCAAACGGAGCAUCUGAACGCUGAUAACGACCUGAAAGAGAUGGUUGAGGGCUCUCUGGUCCAGCAAAACUCCAUGGCAUUUUGGGAGUGGGACAUUUCGCCCCCUCCCUCUAUCAAACCGCCAACAAAAUCUGCCUCUGCAUCCUGCCUGAAGUACAUGCAGGAGGCCCGCAGCCUGGGGAAGAAUCUUCGUUUAGCCAAACUUGCUGAUCUGUCUCCUGCUGUUAUUGCCCAGACCAACUGGAAGUUUGUGGAAGGUCUGCUCAAGGAGUGUCGUAUGAAGACCAAGCGAAUGCUGGUGGAGAAGAUGGGCCGGGAAGCUGUGGAGCUGGGUCAUGGUGAUGCCAACAUCACUGGUCUGGAGGAGAACACUCUGAUUGCCAGCCUCUGUGACCUGCUGGAGAGGAUCUGGAGUCACGGGCUGCAGGUCAAACAAGGGAAAUCCGCCCUUUGGUCCCUCCUGCUGCACUACCAGGCCAGAGAGGAGAAGCUGGAGCACACAGAGUCAUCAUUGUCACGUGUUCUUGAGAGGAAGAAGUCUGACUGUUCCAUAGCAAUGCCAUCACUCUGUGUGUCUCUGUUACAGGACAUGAGUCAUAUCCAGAGUAUGUUAGAGAUUAAGACCGAUGUAGGCAGAGCCAGAGCCUGGGUACGUCUGUCCCUGGAAAAGAAGCUGCUCUCUCAGCACCUCAAACAGCUGCUGUCCCGACAAGCCUUAACCAAGAAGCUGUACAAGCGUUAUGCCUUCCUGCGCUGUGAGGAGGAGAAGGAGCAAUUCCUCUUUUACCUGCUGUCUUUGAAUGCCGUUGACUACUUCUGCUUCACCAGCGUCUUCACCACCAUCAUGAUCCCUUAUCGAGUCGUCAUUAUCCCCAUCAAGAAGCUGAGCAAUGCCAUAACCACCUCCAACCCCUGGGUUUGUGUGUCAGGAGAGCUGGGGGACUCGGGUAUCAUGCAGAUCCCCAAGAACUCCCUCGAUAUGACAUUUGAUACUCAGAACCUGGGAAAGCUGACGACAGUUCAGUUGGGUCAUGAUAACGCUGGUCUACUAGCUAAAUGGCUGGUGGACUGUGUCAUGGUGCGCAAUGAGAUCACAGGACACACAUACAGGUUCCCAUGUGGACGAUGGCUUGGUAAGGGUGUGGAUGAUGGCAGCCUGGAAAGGGUUCUGAUUGGUGAGCUGGUGGUGCCAAGUAGAGACGAUGAUGGUGGGAGAGGCUGCCGUACGCCUCCACUUCAGCAGUCUUCAUCCCAAACCACAAGCAUGACAUCGCUGUCUGGACGAGAAUACAAACUAACUUCUGCCCAAAUCCAAGAGGGCAUCGGUGACGCAGUGAGCAACAUUGUCAAACACUUUCAAAAGCCAGAGAAAGAGAGGGGCAGCCUGACAGUGCUGUUAUGUGGGGAGAACAGCUUGGUGGCCAGUCUGGAACAGUUUUUUCAUCACGGCUUCAAGUCUGCCCGGCUCUUCCAGAGGACUGUGUUCGUGUGGGACUUUGUUGAAAAGGCUGUUGCCUUCCUGCAGUCAGCUGACCAGAUGGUUGACAUGGGGUUGACCUGUCAGUCAUUCUGUCACUACAUCAUGGCAAUCAACUCUACACCCAGAAACAUUGGGAAGGAUGGCAAGUUCCAGUUGCUGGUGUGCCUUGGAGCCAGAGACCGUCUGCUGCCACAGUGGCUGCCCCUGCUGGUGGGAUGUCCUGUGAUCCUGCAGAUGUACGAAGACCCCGCCCUCCUUAGAGACCCCACUACUGUCAGUGCCCUCAUCGGAAUCCUGCAGACUCUUCACAACUUCCCUAUCAAACUGGAAUCCUCACUGAUCAAAGGCAUUGACCUUUAACCCCAGAGGAGGACCAUUGGGUAGCCACACAUUUUUUCCAAUGCUUUCCUUAGUACUACCACCAAUUACAACUCAGUGCUCUACUUUAGCCAACGGGCUCUCCACAUUAGGCAUGUUUCCAGGAAAGUAGGAAAUGACGAACAGGGACAUUCAAUUUUCAGUGGUGUUUAGUUCGUUGGAUUAACUACAAACAUGGAUGUGGUAUGAUAAAUACCAGCAUGAAAUGUAAAACCACCAUCUCUCACACUCGUGACUCGAGUCUUUGACUUUCAGCUCCAACUCAGCGUCAAGCCAACUGUUUCUUCCCACUUCACAAAUAUAUAGUUUAAUUCAAGAAUAGAUAUAUAUUUUUUGUAGAAAAACAGUUUUAUGAAUUUUAUCAAACAAACAAGAAGAAAUUACAUUUUUGAAUGAAUUUUACAUAAGUGUGAAGCACACCCAUUCAUUUUCAUUUACUUUGUGUUCUAAGUACUGUGCUGUCUGCCGGAAGAGAAAAAUGUCUUUACAAACAACAUUUGUGGGACCAAACCGUGUAUCUUCACAUAGGACAAUAUACUGUUACUGUCAAGCUAUCUAGUGUUUGUGCAGCUUCCCUGCUUGAAAGGGAUUGGUACAGACCGUAGGAGGUUUAACUGGGUUCCACUCAUGCAAUGACCACACCGUUUUCCUUCUUUAACUCCUCUUUACUUUUCUUUUUGUAUUUUCACAGGUACAGGUAAGUUGUAGCAGGUAGGUAUUGUGGGUACAGUUGUAAGUGGGUUGCAAGUGGUAAACUGCUAGGUAUACUGCAAGGUAAAAAACCGGCCGUUUCUCCAGACUUUUUAUGGCUGUACCAGCGCUGCUUUUUCCACGUUUUCUAGCGCAGCUUUGCUGCUGCUGGACAGAACGCUGUCUGAUUUGUUUGCCACUGGCGUUUCCUGAAAGAGUCUCUCUUCCCCUUUCUGUCCUUUCCAGUCAGGUGACGCAAUGACGCGGAUUUCCCAGGUAACGCUCUGAGGAGGGAUUCCCCCAGCUGUCAGUCGGCGCUGCAUAUUAACCCCUUCAUAUCCAGCGGGGAUUUUCCAAGUUGACUUCACAGUUACUAAAGCUGGAAUUACUCCUUGCACCGGGUUGUUCUGAGCUUAAUCGAGCUCAAACAACAGAUUGUCAUUAAUGAUGGUAAAUGGUCUGUAUUAAUAUAGUUUUUUCCUAGAUGAGCACUCAAAGUGCUUUACAGUACAGUUUAUUGCCCAUUAUCAUUUCUUCCUUAAACAGGAAGAAAUGAAGAAUUUGCAGGGGCUAUUAUCAGUUCAUUGGUGAUUUUGGCUGUGAUAUGGUAUUUUUUGAUAGAAAUGAGUGGCAAUAUUUUCUAUAUAACAUUAGUAUUUUCGUUAUACAAGAAACCAAUACAAACUGUUAAUUGAUUGUGCCACAUGUUAAAGGAACGAUCAAAAUAUUAAUUUGUAUUCCUUAAUUAAACAAUUCAACCCCUACUCUUCUAAACUGCAUAUAAAAUGAAAUACAUUUUGUUUCUCUUUAGACAAUUCUUUGCUCUUUCAUAAAGUUUUGAUGAAUUAGGGAAUAUGCCACAGCAUUGUAUAAAUUAAGGUGUUAAUUUUGUCAUUAUUACAUGUUAACAUUUUGAUUGAGGUAUAUUUAUUGUGACUAUGACUUCUAGAUCGAAGAGUAUGACAUAAAGUGGGGUCUACAACCCCAAUUCAUUGUAGUAUUGUUGCCUAUUCCAGUAUUGACACUGAGGGACAUGGUCCGUCAUGUUUUGCUUCCUGUCUUUAUUUCAUGUAUUUAUUAUUUUUAAUUUUAAUCCGUUGUGAUCGUUUAAAGUUUGAUAAAGCUUUUGGAGGGAAAAACUUUCUCUCAAGCAGUAAUGGUAUGUAUUUUUAUAUAUGCAUUUUUUCAGUGUUGAUGACCACUUAAAGGGCUUUCCUACAGGACAUUUUAUUGCCAUUCGCCCUUUCACACACACAUUCAUGCACGGCAGGACUUUUUCUCUGGGGGACAAUUCAGGGUUCAGUAUCUUCCCCGAACCCUAGCUGCUCCGACUGAUCCAAAGCACUAUUACAGAUCCUCAAUCUCAUACUGGAUUUGUUUGUGUGCAAAUUGUUUUGCUGAGGACAUGCACUCUGGACUAUUGAGAUAUUCCCCAGACUACCACACAAUGUGCUUAUGGGUCUAUUUGUGGUGUAAACUUAUAUAUUGUGAUGAGUAGUAUUAACCCUGAGUGGAUAGGCUGUAAGGAAAUGCUACUGACUGCUAUGAUGGUGUUGUUUGUGCAACCUCCUCAUAGUAAAAACAUUACCAGACAAAGAGUUCCAUGUGUGCUUUUGACUACUGUUGUGGCAUUUAUUUUGCCAGUUUAAAUAAAAGCAUGGUAUCAUG
Platichthys flesus (European flounder) is the source of this 6609-nucleotide messenger RNA. RefSeq names its product DENN/MADD domain containing 5B (gene dennd5b). The transcript has 23 exons. Gene Ontology annotation, molecular function: small GTPase binding; guanyl-nucleotide exchange factor activity. NCBI's taxonomy places the organism in Eukaryota, Metazoa, Chordata, Actinopteri, Pleuronectiformes, Pleuronectidae. Bases 229 to 4233 code for a protein of 1334 amino acids. The record is from RefSeq and is a predicted model, not a curated record.